AAAACACUUGUAAUUGUCACCGGAGGAAAAAGUGGAAAACUGCAAAUAUUUUGGGCCCAAACAUCUGAAUGAAAAAGGUCCUAUUUCUUUGGAGUGAACAGAGAAGGCCCAUAGAGCAAACGCACCGAAAACAGAUCAUUGAUUCGGAUCGGGACACGCCCCUUGGCCAAUCCCGAUCCCACGCUUCCCCAAUCAGGCAAUCACCCCUGCCGGCGCGCAUGGCCCCCCCAGCCCCCCCAACGACCUCGCCGUCGGCGCCGGCGAGGCCCGCACUCCUGGGCAGCGUUGCGGGGCUUGACGCGGCCGUGUCCCUCCGCCUACACGCGCUCUUCCUCCCGGUGCCGCGCCUCCUCCUCAAGGCGCUCGAGGUCGCCGGCGACGGCCGCAUCUGGCUCCCCGUCCCCAUCUCCCUGCUCCUCCUCUCGGCCUCCCCCGCGAACGCGUCCGGGGCGGUCUCCCCGCUCCUGGUCGGCCUCGUCGCGGGCCUUGUCAUCGACCUCGCCCUCGUCGGCCUCGUCAAGGUCGUCGUCCGCCGCCCGCGCCCGGCGUACAACGCCAAGGACAUGUACGUCGCCGUCGCCGCCGACCACUGGUCCUUCCCCAGCGGACACUCCUCCCGCGCCUUCCUCGUCGCGGCCUUCCUCGCCGCCGGCGGCUUCCAGCCCCGUGAGGCGCUCUUCCUCUGGGCCGCCGCGACGUCGGCGUCCAGGGUGCUCCUUGGCCGGCACUACGUCCUCGACAUCGUCGCGGGGGCUCUCCUCGGCGUGUUCGAGGCUUGGCUCAGCAACUUACUCUUGAGAUUCAUGUGCGCUCAAAGCACAUUUCUGGUGUGCUAACCUAACCUGCUAACCAUUGUCCUCAUACGAUUAAUUGCACUGCGAUGGUAUUGGCAUUGUUGUUGUUGCGAGGUUGCAAUUUUGGGAAGCAAUUCAAGUUUGCUGAGCGGGCAUGUUGUUUCUUGAACAAACUUGAGCACGAGAAAGACUGAAAGAGGAAUGAAUUUGGUUGAUGCAAUUGACAUCAUGGAGUUUGUUACAUAUAUGCAAAUUCUUCACUCAUGGACUAACAACUGGCUGUUUUUUUGGCAAUCUUAUUAUGAGCAAUUACUGUGAUAAAUUCGUUUCUACUACUUCCAGGUGCUUUGGCUACAAACGUGGCUAGGCUGUUUUAAUGUUUCAUAAACUGAUUGCUCUGCAUUGGAUACUUGCUAGUAUAUUUAUGUGUACUGGUUAGGUGUCAUGUCUUAGAUGCUAUGCGUAAUUGCAUUUGGAUACCAAGAAAAAUGAUUACUGCCAGAUACCUGAUGUUAAUUUGA
Molecule: messenger RNA, 1315 nt
Organism: Setaria italica (foxtail millet)
Lineage: Eukaryota; Viridiplantae; Streptophyta; Magnoliopsida; Poales; Poaceae
Product: probable lipid phosphate phosphatase beta
Exons: 1
Coding region: 69-836 (255 amino acids)
Molecular function (GO): sphingosine-1-phosphate phosphatase activity
Source: RefSeq, a predicted model, not a curated record